Messenger RNA from Danio rerio (zebrafish), 1383 nucleotides. Lineage: Eukaryota; Metazoa; Chordata; Actinopteri; Cypriniformes; Danionidae. The record is from RefSeq and is a predicted model, not a curated record.
CUUCACUUUGUCAUUGCGUUAGAUUCCAAUGGAAAAUUUAUCCAUCAUAGUAAGUUUUGAGCUGACCCUGGAUCCAUUUUUCAUCCCUCCGGGAGCCAAAUAUCCAAUAUUCAUCUUUGGCAUCUUCAUCUACAUGUUUGCGGCUUUUUGCAAUCUGACACUUUUGCUUCUCAUCAUUCUGACGAAAAGUCUUCACAAGCCAAUGUACUUCAUUCUGUUCAGCCUCCCACUCAAUGAUUUUGUCGGGAUCACUUCCAUGCUUCCCAAAGUUCUCUCUGACAUUUUGACAGAAACCAAUAACAUGUACUAUCCUCUCUGUGUGCUGCAGGGUUUUUUGCUCCACAUGUAUGGAGGAGGUGUUAUGUUUGUCCUUGCUGCGAUGGCUUUUGAUCGCUACAUUGCCAUUUGUAUGCCACUGCGAUAUAAUGCUCUCAUGACACCAAGAGCUGUGAUGACGGUUGUGGCUCUUGUGUGGGGGCUUGUCUUUUUAAUCAUUUGUGUGUUGUUUUCCUUGCACGGGUUGCAUUCAAGAUGCAGAUCCCAUAUUGUGAGUUUGUUUUGUGAUAACCCUUCUUUACUUAAGCUGGCCUGUGGUGAUACUACUAUCAACAAUAUAUACGGCUUAUUUUUAACAGCCAUUAUGCAGAUUAUUACCAUUUCCAUUCAAGCAUUUUCCUAUGUGAAGAUUCUGAUUACCUGCUUGACCACAAGAAGGUCAGAUGCAAAGAGCAAGGCCAUUAAUACAUGUGUUGCUCAGCUGGUUAUUUUCAUUACGUUCGAAAUUGUUGUGACUUUCUAUUUGCUGUCCCACAGAUUCUCAAACGUAAAUGCGAAUCUGCAAAAAAUAAUGGGCAUGCUCAUUUUUUUGGUGCCUCCUAUUAUGAAUCCUAUUGUUUACGGGUUGAAUAGCCAUGAAAUACGAAAACAUAUCCUGAAAACAUUUCACAGAAAAACUUCAGUGUAAAAUGUGUUUUAUCACAUCAUAGCUUGUGCCAAGAUGUUUAUUAAUAGAGCUGAACUAAAGUCAGUAGGGGGCUAUUGCUAAACAACAUUUUCUAUUGAGAAAACUAUGAUUAAAGAGGAUAAAAGUGAGAUAUUUGUUUUAAUUGGUUUCAAAUUCUCUGAUAUUUCCCACUUAACUGUAAAUUGGCAUUGUCAGUGUUAUGUUGUAUCUGCUAUCAUGUUUAUCAUUUUGCUAUAAUGCUAUUCUGUCUUGGACUCAUUGCACUCAAGCCUGACCCAGAAGGACAAUCAUCCUUAUUUUAUAUGGUAAAUUCUGUAACAUUUUAAUCAGUGACCUAUAUUUAUCUGAUACAUGUGCCAUUAGCAAAGUCUUUUGUUAUCAAUAAAGUUUCUGCAUAAAUAUGUCAGAAGUUAAUAUUA